Molecule: messenger RNA, 13805 nt
Organism: Ictidomys tridecemlineatus (thirteen-lined ground squirrel)
Lineage: Eukaryota; Metazoa; Chordata; Mammalia; Rodentia; Sciuridae
Source: RefSeq, a predicted model, not a curated record
UCCCCUCACCCCGCCUCCUUCCCUCUCCCCACCCCCAAACCUCUCACCCGCGGCAGUCCGGUGCGAGGCCCCCUCCGGAAGGUGAGGGGAAUGGAUUGGACUCCGGUGGGUGAAGCGGGUGUCUAGAAGUGGUGCUAAUGGGAAGAGAUUUCUGCUUUCAAAAGAGGAUGCUCUGCCACAAAGAGCGGCUCGCGCGCUGGCCUGGGCUCUAGCGGAGGAGAGAUCCCGGGAGAACUCCGGAGCUCGCGGGGAGCGCUCCUCGGAAGACCCGGGUCAACAUGCCUGUUCGCAGGGGGCAUGUGGCACCACAGAACACAUUUUUGGGGACCAUCAUACGGAAAUUUGAAGGGCAAAAUAAAAAAUUUAUCAUUGCAAAUGCCAGAGUGCAGAAUUGUGCCAUCAUCUACUGCAAUGAUGGGUUCUGUGAGAUGACUGGUUUCUCCAGGCCAGAUGUCAUGCAGAAGCCAUGCACCUGCGACUUCCUCCAUGGGCCGGAGACCAAGAGGCAUGAUAUUGCCCAAAUUGCACAGGCAUUGUUGGGGUCAGAGGAGAGGAAAGUGGAGGUCACCUACUAUCACAAAAAUGGGUCCACUUUCAUUUGUAACACUCACGUAAUUCCAGUGAAAAACCAAGAGGGUGUCGCUAUGAUGUUCAUCAUUAACUUUGAAUAUGUGACAGAUGAGGAAAAUGCUGCCUCCCCAGAGAGGGUAAACCCUAUAUUACCAGUCAAAACUGUAAACCGGAAACUUUUUGGGUUCAAGUUCCCUGCUCUGAGAGUUCUCACUUACAGAAAGCAAUCCUUACCACAAGAAGAUCCUGAUGUGGUAGUGAUUGACUCAUCUAAACACAGUGAUGAUUCAGUAGCCAUGAAGCACUUUAAGUCUCCUACAAAAGAAAGCUGCAGCCCCUCUGAAGCAGAUGAUACAAAAGCUUUGAUACAGCCCAGCAAAUGUUCUCCCUUGGUGAAUAUAUCCGGACCUCUUGACCAUUCCUCUCCCAAAAGGCAAUGGGACAGACUCUACCCUGACAUGCUGCAGUCAAGUUCCCAACUGACCCACUCCAGAUCAAGAGAAAGCCUCUGUAGCAUACGGAGGGCAUCUUCAGUACAUGACAUAGAAGGAUUCAGUGUCCACCCCAAGAACAUAUUUAGAGACCGACAUGCCAGUGAAGGGCCUUUUAAUCAUAUCAAGUCAAGCCUCCUGGGGUCCACGUCGGAUUCAAACCUCAACAAAUACAGCACCAUUAACAAGAUUCCACAGCUCACUCUGAAUUUUUCAGAUGUCAAAACUGAAAAAAAGAAUACAUCCCCUCCUUCUUCAGAUAAAACUAUUAUUGCACCCAAGGUUAAAGAUCGAACACACAAUGUGACAGAGAAAGUUACCCAGGUCCUUUCUUUGGGAGCAGAUGUCCUACCAGAAUAUAAACUGCAGACACCAAGAAUCAACAAGUUUACAAUAUUGCACUACAGCCCUUUCAAGGCAGUCUGGGAUUGGCUUAUUCUGCUGUUGGUCAUAUACACUGCUAUAUUCACCCCCUACUCGGCAGCCUUCCUCCUCAAUGACAGAGAAGAACAGAAAAGGCGAGAAUGUGGUUAUUCUUGUAGCCCUCUGAAUGUGGUAGACUUGAUUGUGGAUAUUAUGUUUAUCAUAGAUAUUCUAAUAAACUUCAGAACUACUUAUGUAAAUCAGAAUGAAGAAGUGGUAAGUGAUCCCGCCAAAAUAGCAAUACACUACUUCAAAGGCUGGUUCCUGAUUGACAUGGUUGCAGCAAUUCCUUUUGACUUGCUGAUUUUUGGAUCAGGUUCUGAUGAGACAACCACAUUAAUUGGUCUUUUGAAGACUGCUCGGCUCCUUCGUCUUGUGAGAGUGGCCAGGAAACUGGAUCGAUAUUCAGAAUAUGGCGCUGCUGUUCUAAUGCUCUUAAUGUGCAUAUUUGCCCUGAUUGCUCACUGGCUGGCUUGCAUUUGGUAUGCAAUUGGGAAUGUAGAAAGGCCAUAUCUGACUGACAAAAUUGGAUGGUUGGAUUCCUUAGGACAACAAAUUGGGAAACGUUACAAUGACAGUGACUCAAGUUCUGGACCAUCCAUUAAAGACAAAUACGUCACAGCACUUUAUUUUACCUUCAGCAGUUUAACCAGUGUAGGAUUUGGAAAUGUGUCUCCUAACACCAAUUCGGAGAAAAUCUUUUCAAUUUGUGUCAUGUUGAUUGGCUCACUAAUGUAUGCAAGCAUUUUUGGGAAUGUUUCUGCAAUUAUCCAAAGACUGUACUCGGGAACUGCCAGGUACCACAUGCAGAUGCUACGAGUAAAAGAGUUCAUUCGUUUUCACCAAAUCCCCAACCCUCUGAGGCAACGGCUUGAAGAGUAUUUCCAGCAUGCAUGGACUUACACCAAUGGCAUUGACAUGAACAUGGAGGUCCUAAAGGGUUUCCCAGAAUGCUUACAAGCUGACAUUUGUCUACAUCUGAACCAGACUUUGCUACAAAACUGCAAAGCCUUUCGGGGGGCAAGCAAAGGUUGCCUUAGAGCUUUGGCAAUGAAGUUCAAGACCACUCAUGCACCUCCUGGAGACACCCUGGUUCACUGUGGGGAUGUCCUCACUGCACUGUAUUUCUUAUCCAGAGGCUCCAUUGAAAUCCUUAAAGAUGACAUUGUGGUAGCUAUUCUGGGAAAAAAUGAUAUAUUUGGAGAAAUGGUUCAUCUUUAUGCCAAACCUGGCAAGUCUAAUGCAGAUGUAAGAGCUCUCACAUACUGUGACUUGCAUAAGAUUCAGCGGGAAGACUUGCUAGAGGUUUUGGACAUGUAUCCUGAGUUUUCUGAUCAUUUUCUAACAAACCUAGAGUUGACGUUCAACCUCAGGCAUGAAAGUGCAAAGGCUGAUCUCUUACUACGAUCACAAUCCAUGAAUGAUUCUGAAGGAGAAAACUGUAAACUGCGAAGGAGGAAAUUGUCCUUUGAAAGUGAAGGAGAGAAAGAUUUUGGCAAAGAAAGCAGCACAAAUGAUCCUGAAGACUCUGCAGAUACCAUAAGACAUUAUCAGAGUUCCAAAAAACACUUUGAAGAGAAAAAAAGUAGAUCAUCAUCUUUCAUCUCCUCCAUUGAUGAUGAACACAAGCCGCUCUUCUCAGGAAUAGUAGAUUCUACUCCAAGAACAGGGAAAGCAGCUGGGCUCCAUUUCGAAGAAGCAAUGCCCACCUCAGGAAGGAUUCAUGUCAAUAAGAAAAGCCACUCUUGCAAAGAUAUCACUGACACGCAAAGCUGGGAAAGAGACAAUGCCAGGGCUCAGCCUGAAGAGUGUAGUCCCUCAGCACUUCAGCGAGCUGCCUGGGGGAUCUCAGAAACUGAAAGUGACCUCACCUAUGGAGAAGUAGAGCAAAGAUUAGAUUUGCUUCAAGAGCAACUUAACAGACUUGAAUCCCAAAUGACUGCUGAUAUCCAGACCAUCUUACAGCUGCUGCAGAAACAAACUACUGUGGUCCCCCCAGCCUACAGUAUGGUAACUGCAGGAACAGAGUAUCAGAGACCCAUCCUCCGAAUGAUGAGAGCCAGCCAUCCCAUAGCAUCCAUUAAGACUGACCGAAGUUUCAGCCCUUCCUCACAAUGUCCUGAAUUUCUAGACCUUGAAAAAUCCAAACUUAAAUCCAAAGAAUCCCUCUCAAGUGGGGUGCAUCUGAACACAGCUUCAGAAGACAACUUGACUUCACUUUUAAAACAAGACAGUGAUGUCUCUUUAGAGCUUCACCUGCGACAAAGAAAAACUUACCUUCACCCAAUAAGGCAUCCUUCUUUGCCAGAUUCUUCCUUAAGCACUGUAGGAAUCUUGGGUCUUCAUAGGCAUGUUUCUGAUCCUGGUCUUCCAGGGAAAUAAUCAUUUUGUAUUAUUUACUCCACAUACAAUGUAAGUGCUUUUAAUGGCUGUUUUCCUUUUUGUAUUUAAAUCCUCUCUACUUGACUCAGGGGCUCACAAGGUACCAUUAUAUGCAAAAGUACUGUAUAUUUUUCCUAAAUUGAAGCUUAUAAGGUAAAAUUGAGCAGUUAAGAUGUAAAUAUACCUAAGAACUUUUGGUUCCAAUUGUUAAAACUGCCAGCAUCUCAAGGCACCUUAUUUUUUAUUUUUAUUUUCAAAAUCAUCUGCAUGUUAGGAAACUCCAAUUUCUCUUGCAUGGAGACUCCUAUUUACUGCUUUUACUAAACCAGUACUUUGUUAUGAAAAUGCCUUCCAAGCAAAUAAGAAACCAAGGGAUAAAACUGUUCUUGGAUGCAACUCAGAUGAUCCUCAACUUAUGGAUAUUCAAGGGGAUAAAGGGGACUUAGUCACUUUUGAGAAUUGAUGUCUUUCUGUAUUGAGAUGUUUAUAGUUGCUUACAUUCAUUUCCCCGUACUGAAAAAGAAAAUGCAAAUUUUGAGAGUUGUAGCCUCAGACAGCAAGCAAGGUAGAUCAUAUUAGAGGGGAGAAAAUAUAAUUUUUUCUCAAUUCUUAACAAGUUUUUAGCAAGACAUACUUCUGUAACAAAAGGCAGAAUAUUUUAACAAGAGAAACAUAAGAACAUUUAUUACUGAAAGCAGUUCAGAAGUAACUCAAGGCAGUGGCUUAGUGUCCUAGCUUAUAUAAGAUCUUCAGCAAAGAAAAUACAUUUUAGAGAAGUAACAGGACAAAAAGAAAGCAGUCCCAGGUUUCCAAAGGCGGGAAAACCGUGGGAAGGAGUAAAGUCUGCUCCCAGAUUUCUUUGGAGCUACAAUUUCUGAGCUGAUAAGCAAUCUGCUGUAAUGGAGAAUUUACAUCCUUUCUUUGGGCAGGAAGGUGGGAGGAAAAUAGAAAGACCUUUUGUUUUUAUGAAUCUGUGUCCUGAUUUUAGGCAAACAGAUUGAAAAGGCAGAAAUCUCUCCUGCAUUUUUAUUUUCUUCAGCAACAAUCUCAUAUUUUAGAGAGAAGUAUUUUCAUUUCUUUCAACAUUGAAUACAAACCAGCAUUAAUGAGAAUAAAAAGGUCUUUCUAUUUAAAAUUCUGUCACUAAUUGCAUUCACAAAACAUCUAAAAUAGUUUACACUCACACAUUUCCUUGAAGGCUAAAAUACAAGUUUCUUGAACUUUUCCUUUUAGGGGGAGAGGAUCUUCUUUAAGAACUGCUGAAGUGUGACUGAUACAAACUGAUGAUCACAGCUUUUUUCCCAAUUCAUAUUGUAGGGCAAUCCUAAAUUUGAUCAAAAUGGUAGAUCCACAUAGUUUUCUUUACCAAGAAAGCUGGAAGAAUUUUUUCAAAGAACAUGCAAUUUCAUGUGCAUGGCCUAUCUUUCAAAAAGUCUAUGUUGUUUUCAAGCUGUCCAAUUCCAGAUACCUAGGAAAAAAAUGCACACAUCAAUGGUUAAACUUAAAUUUUCUGUGGCUGUUCAAACAUUUUGCUAAUUUAAGAUUAAGAACAAAUACAUUCGGUAUAGAUUGGGCUUAAUUAGUAUAUAUUGACUCCAGAGUACUGGAACAUUCAGUAGGAUAUGUUUUAAUAGCUUCAAUUGUUAGGUUGAGGGAUCAAAUAGUUCUCAUAAUACCAGAAUACAGAAAAUAAAUACAAAGACAAGUUCAAGUUAAGAGAUUUUAUUUUUAAUUUAAUUAUAAUUUUAAAGUAUUAUAGAAUAAUCCAUUAUAGCCUUUUCUUCUGAACUAAGAUUUUGAAAUUUGUUGAAAUUUCUUAUCACUUCACUAAGUUUUACAUUCAUAUAAAUAUUUAAAGAAAUGUUCUACCUGCACAUUUUUAAAUGGGUUAAUUUCUAUCCCUUCAGGAUAAAAAAACAGAAUCUAUUGAUUUAUCUUCACCUUUGACACUAAUCUAUUGGUCAGUUUCAAAUGCAAAUGAUUUAUUUAAAUUUCCAAAAAUGAUUACACUAUAUAUAAUGUGACUUAAGUGAUCUUAAAUUGCUCCCUGUAUAUUUUCAAAUGGCCACAUAAAUUGAGAAUCUAUGUGGAAGGAAAUCCAUAGAUAGGCAUUAGCAUGUUCUCAUCUCUGCUUAAUAAAAAAAGUCAUAAGUGAUCAAGUAUAUAUACAUAUAUAGCAAAAGACCAGUCAAUUCAACAAAAGUAUAAUAUUGAAGCCAGCUUCCUAAACCAUUUAGUGUUAUGCAGAAGCAACCUUGGGACUAACUGCCACUUCAAUCCUUCAUUUAACAAACAUGUAAUGGAUGCAUAACCGGGGAGAGAGAGUCACAUAAAUAGCUAACUUUUAUUCUGAGGUCUAUUUAGGGAUUUAUUUCCAUAUUGGGGCACACUUUUUGCAGCUGCAACAAAUUUCAUAAGGACUAUAGGUCUUAGCUCCAGGAACAUUCAGAAUGAAUUCACUAGAGACUGUUCAUUUGUAGAGAGAGAGGAUUUGGCAGGUGAGGAAUUGAGAUGAUUGUUUGAUUAGUGAAUGCUUCAGCUGUAACAUUUGAUAUGACAUGCAUAAAAUUCAGCCAUCCACACAAAGCCUCUAUUUGUACUUCAUAAAAUCUGAGCAUGCAAGAAUGGGAAGAUGGAGAAUAGUGUGCAAGUAUCCUGCUUGUUUAAAUUCUAGCAUAACACUAACCUGCUUUUCUUUUUUAAUUCCUUGACAUAAAAUAACUACUUGAUAGUAAAAUCUGAAGUCUUAGCGAGGGAACAGGAUUAUAAAUUUAGGUCCUUCCCCCACAGGAUGUUAGCUUUAAAAUAAAAAGCCUGAGCAAUAUAAAGAUGUGGUUAAGUUGGGCAUAAGUGUCAAAAGACUCAAUGGUUAAACUGGCCUAUGGAUGUCCAAAUCAAUUAACUUAAUGCACAAAAUUCAUUCCCUAAAUCAGCGAAAGAUCUGAUGCCUAAAAACACUAAUGCCCUCCCCAUCAGCUGUAGCAAAAUCAGUCUGACAUAAUCUGGGGAACCUGCUGAAGGCCAGGUCAAUGGUGCAGUCAAUCAAAACAGCAGUGUAGGAACUAUUUUCCCUUGGGAUAAUUGGGAGUACUAACAUAACACCUUUUACUUUCCACUGAAAAAUAAUAUUACCUGGUCCCCUGGCCUAAAUAAAAUGUCAUCUAAAAUCUACAGUUCAUGUCGAUUAGAUGCUGAUAUUCAUUGCUGAACAGAGAGCUGAAACAGCCUUAAAAUUGUAUCACAUUUUAAGGUAUACAAUUAAUUUUGAGAUGGGGUUUCUUGUUCUUUGAUUAAUUGAAUAAAAAAUCAGAAAUAAAAAGGCUGACGCAAUGUUUCACAGGAUUUUUAAUUUAAUAAUCACUAAUUUAAAAACAUGGGAAAGUAGCAGGUAGAAGUGGAAGAGUAAUGUGUUGAGUCCAUUAUAAAGGGUUGUUCAUCAGAAUUGAAAUUUCCUACUCUUCUAGCAUAUAUAGGUAUAGAAACUAAGUCAGGGUUUGGUGUCAGGUUUGGUGUCACUAUUAUACCUGUCACUGUCAGGUAUAAUAUAUUGAAUCAGAACUGCUGUACUAUAAUUGUACCAAGUUUUUUUGAAAGUUGAUAUUUAGCAAUGGCUCCAGAACAGCUAGAAGAAAAAUGUUCUUAUGCAAAUGUCAUUUUAAAUUCCGUCCUAUACUGUACUAGCUAAAGAUAAAACUUUUAACCUCAUCAGCAUAUCUAAAAUAAUAAUAAUAUUUAACAAAUAAUACUUAUAGUUCCCCUGAAUACUUUCAUGGUUACCAAAAGGAAUUCAGUAGACUGAUCAGUUAUUAGAACUAAGGAUAUUUACAUUGACUAUUUUAUAAUUUAAAAUAAUGAAGUCUUUAAAUUUCUUCUCCAGUAUUAAAAUCAAAAUCAGAUCUGUCUAUCUAGAUAGAUGAUAGAUUUCAUAGUUAAAAAAUCAAAACUAUUUAAAUUAACAAAAAUUAAAAUGUUACUAAGUUUCUAGUCACAUUUUUUGAGUAAAACAAAUAUGUCUAUCAUGUGAGUUCAAAGAGGAACUUGGAAGACAUUAUGACAUAGGACAGUGGUCCUCAAAGUGUGGUUCUUAAGCUAGCAGUACUAGAAUCACCAGAGAACUUAUUAAAAAUGCAUAUUCUUACACCUUACCCCAGAUCUACUAAUCAGAAAAUUUGGGGCUGGCAUUUGGCAAUCACCUUUGAAGAAGCUCUCAUCCACAUGAUCCUCAGGCACAUUAAAAAUCUGAGAUUAGUUGGGCUUGGUGGCUCUUGCCUCUAAUCCAAGAGACUCAGAAGACUGAUGCAUGAGGAUCCCAAGUUUGAGGGCAGUCUCAACAACUUAGAGAAACCCCAUCUCAAAAUUAAAAAAUAAAAAUGACUGGGGAUAUAGCUAAGUGUUAAAACACCACUGUGUUGAAUACACAGUACCCCCCAAAAUUAGGUCACCAUGCAGAAGAACAAGCAUAGGCUCUGCAAUCAGACCAAAUGAAUCUCAACAGGAACACUUUCUCUAAUAUGCCCUGUGACCCUAAGCAAAUUAAUAACCUCCCUGAAUCUUUUUCCUGAAUCUGUAAAAAAUGAGAUAGUGGUAUCUGCCUCACAAAAUCUUGAGGAAAUGAGAUAAAAUAUAGUAAAGUGCCUGGCACACAGUAGGUGCUCAAAAAAUGCUAGAAUCUUUGUUUCUUACCCAAAAACAUGACAUUGAAAACAAUCAGGAAAAAACAGGUAAUUUUCCACAAAUUAGCUUCUGCAUAUUAGUUACAUCGCUAACUAAAUAACUGUUACCAAGACUAACGUUUUUGAUUCAGAAAAAACUAAAUGUAGCUAUUAUCUCUCUUAAUUGUAUUUUGCACUAGUAGGUUUAUAGCUUUAAAGUAAUACCAUUUACAACAAUAAUAGUGGGAGUAUGACUCUCGUUAAAAACAUAUCUACUCUGAAUCAAUGUUAAACACCAAGUAUGCAAAGGUGAUAUGUCCAAUUCAGUACUACCAGAAUGUAUUCUAUAAAGGCUGGCACACUGUGGAAGUCCAUCCUUGGACAUGUUAUAGUUCACAGAUGUAUAUUUGAACAUGUAUUUACAGAAUGCAAUUUUGAAAGUAAAUGUGCUUUCUAUUUUUACAGAAAAUAGAAUUUUGCAGUUGUAAUGAUUAUUUCCAGACCCACUUCCUCAUUGCACAGUUAUAUUAUACAUAUCUUACGCUGCCUAAACUCUCAUGUAGAAUGGUAGACAUGGCAAGGAGCUCAAUGCAAUAAACCUGAAUUCAAAUCCUACCUUCUCUAGUUAUUCCUGAGAUAAAUUGCUAGUGAUCCCCAGUAUCCAAAAGUACAAAUUGGACAUAGCAUGUCAUUCCUUGAAGGUAUGUGUUGAGGAUCCUCUGAAUUUAUAUGUGGAAGUGCUAUAUAACACACAAAUUACAGGACAAUUGUAAGAUCCUGUGACUUGUGCAUCACAAAGAGAGUGGUUUAUGGCAUUAGUGCAAGAGCAGCACUUAACCUCUUCUCUUGCUGGUUCCUCAACCCCACAUUCAACACACUUAACACUCUGUAACAAAAAUCUGUAAGGUGACUUUCACCCACACCCCAAAGAUCUCGUUGCUAAUAACAAGAGAAUAUCAGUGUCAGGGAAUCUUUCUCUUCUUUCCUAUCCCUAUAGAUGUCAAAUAUUGCCUUUUUCCAACAUCCUUAAACUACAUUUGCAUUUCAGUUGUUUUCUAUGUAUGCAAGUAGCUUCCUCUCUCAUUUCUCAAGUGUUUAAUUCAAAACAACUUUCUUGUGGUUAUAUUUAACUUAUGAUCAAGUGAUGUUAGCAUUUUUAAAACUUAGAAGGAUCAUGUUUUAACUACUUUAUAAAGUAUUAGAUAUUGUGAUGGAUGAGUGCCCAAGUUUAGAACAAUUCAUUACCUUCUCUUGUGGCACAAACACUUUGUUUUGAUGUAUAAUAUAGAAAAGAAAAUUUACAGAAGACAUGGAUUAUUAAUACUUGGGAGCAUAAAAUGAAAUUACUGCAAGGCUUAUUUAUAUAGACUAAGUGGAGGUUGAGAUGACCAGUCAGAUGUUAUUUUAAACAAUUGUUAUUACUAUGAAUAUAAGCACAAAACACUAUACUCAACUGACCAAUUAUACUGCUCUAGCAAUCAAAAUUAAACUUUUAAAUAGAAAAUUAUAAAAAUGGCCUCAACAAAAUAUUUUGAAAAGUGAAAUUAUUAACAUGGUUAUUCUUGAAAAGCUAAUGUCAAAAAUGAGAUGAAUGCCUAAAUUGCACUCAUGACAACUUCUAUUAAUUAAUUCAUAUUUUGAAAAACGUGAUAUAAUUUGGGACACCUGUAGUUUCAAAACACUGUAUGAUUAAUCUAUAUUCUAUGGAUUUCCUCUAUUUUGGUAUUGUUUUAAAAUUCACAACUGUGAAAAUCACAACUGUGAACAUUUUAACUAUUAUUUUUCACUAUUUCAUGUGUUAAGUAUUUGAAUACAUAAGAAAUGUACUCAAAUGUAGUCAUCAUUCUUAUUGAAGAGUAUACUCAAGGAUCAGUUAUCUUAUAAUUAACUCCUUCACAGAGUCGCCUCAAAUGCCCUUAUAGUUAAAAGACCAGUGAAAUGAUAUGACACCCUUCUUCCAAUUGUAAAAGAAAUUAGGUAAAAAUAUUGCAGAACCCCUAGUUAUCUCCUAGGCACCUACUGAUUUUAAUUAAAGGCACAUUACAUUUUUUUACCUGAUAUUUUCAUUUCAUAAUUUUGGUAAUAAAAUGUAUUAUAUCAGAAUGUUUGCAAGUUAAAGAAUAAUGUAUUUCAAAAAAAGAAUGUGUGUCAGUCAUCUCAUAUAAAGAAGCUCACUCACAUCUGGUUAAGUAAUACUUUGGAAUGCUUUAAACUAAAUGAAACAAACUACCAAAACACAUACUACUUUGUAGUCUUUAUGCACAUAAUGUAGCAUGAAAUCAUGAUGCUUUUGAAAUAUUCUGUGCAGAAAUAUUUAUUUUUUAGCAAAUAUUUUCUUCAAAGAUUGGUAUGUGGUAUUGACAGUGUAAUCUACUUGCACAACUAGUUUUGCAAUAACCUUCUACAAAUGACUGUAAAUAAGAAAAAUGUAAAUUUUAUGUAAAAAUGGUUGCAAAUUUUUGGUAGCUAAAAGAGGUGUACAAGUUGUAUUGAAAAUAUAGUAUAUAUACAUAAUUUAAGAAUGAAGCAUAUAAUUUCUGAUCUAUUUAUACACAAAAAUUCAAGAAUUUGUAAAAGAAAUUAUUUUGGGGAAAAGAAAGAAAAUCUCAUUAGCUAGAUAGGAUACUUUUAUUAGAAAAGCCAACUAUUUCCAACAUUUCACAAAGUACAGUACUAGAUAUAGGCAUGGUGGUGCUGAUGUAUUUCACAAAAUCACAAAAUUGUAACAGUGCUAGAGUUUUGCUGAGCUCCAUUAGGAUACUAACUAGUAAGCUGGACUGAGUGGUACCAAACUUUAAACCUAAAGUUAAAGAAAUAUAAAAACAUUUAACUUACUACCCCUCAAGACCACUGUAAUAAUUAACAAAAAGAUGAACUGUUUACUUAAAAUUCCUAAUGGCUAAACAGGCUUUAAGUUAUAUGUAAAACAACCUUUUAUAAAUGUAUCCUUGAUGCAUUUUUAAAUAAGAAUGAAAGUAACCAGAUAAUAUUUUCUUUUGUCUAAGCUUCAUAUUUUCUUAAUUCAUUCUCUAGUUGCUCCACUACUAUUUAAGAAAACAAAAAUUAUCUUGAAAGAAAACUUUCAAAUGAAAUGUGUUGGUCAAAAUGUGGCAUGUUCUAAGCUAAGGAUAGUUUAGUCCUGUUUAGUAGCUUAGAUUCCUCACCCUUCAUUUAUAAGAUUUUAAACACCAUGAGAACAUUUGCCUAUGUAAUGAUGAAAAAUUAACCAAAUUCAAGUAGCAGAUACAAGUGAGGCUGAUCAGAACACAAGUAUCUUAGCGUUAAACGGCUAAAUAUCUUCAAACUUUUCCGUAAGAUUAAUUAUCUCUUGCCAUAAGAUAAAUUUGAGGGUCCUGAAUUUAGAUAACUAUGGGAAAAUUAAAUAUACAUUUAAAAGAUCAGUAAAUCUUAUGAUCAUUAUUAAAUGAGUUAUAAUUUUGAAAACAAUAUGGAUCUUUAAUCAAUGUUUCUGGAACUUUUAUAUUCACACUUUCAGGCUAUCCUUUGAAAUCUCAGCGAUCAUAUCAACAUAAAAUUUGAUUAAAUAAUACAACCAACUAAAAUACAAAUGACUAUAUGCAUGUAUCUAUAUAUCUAUAUAUACAUAUAUACACAUUUAUAUUUUUAUGCUUAAGGGAAAAGGUUGGAAUUCCUCCCAAAUGUAUCAGAACUGGGAACUAAUCAUUCCUGGCAAUACAUGCCUCUGAAUAUAGCUAUUUAAUGAUGUCUAGACCAGUUCUUCUUGGUCCCUGUAAGCUUCCCAAAUUGCCACCAUCUCUUGAUGUCACAGAAGUGGCAACCUGAAAAUAUAACUAGCACAUAGGCAAAGGCCCUAUCUAUCUUUUAACUAGAGCACAUCGUAGUGAUAUAGAAGUGCUGCCUAGGUUUACUUGCUAUAUAUUCUGAUAUACAGAAGCAAACCUGAGUUUUGAACACAUGCAAAAUAAUACACAAAGCACAUUGCAAGCUACUUGGAUAAAAGGGAUAUUAAAUAUAUAAUAAAGCUCUUUUCUUUAUAUGCCAGAAAAAUAUGUUUUAAAACAAGUAGAAAGAGACAUGGCAGGAAACAAUCAAAAGCACAGAUUUUUCUGACAGUUUCCCCUGGGUUUCCCAGGAUUUUUCUGGAAGGUAGUUUUGUGCUCAGUACUCUAAAUCACAGGAAAUUUCUAAUUUAAUAUUUGGAUAUAUGUGAUGAUUUGAUCUUAUUCUAGAUGAUAAAUCAUCUGAACAAUAUUCAUUUAAAACUUCAGGCCUGGGAUAGAGCUCAGUUGCAGAGCACUCAUCAAGUAUGUGCAAGGCCCUGAGUUCAAUCUCCAGCACUGCAUACACAAAAUUUACAAUUAAAACCUUGUCUACACUGUAAGUUCUAAAUAUUUUACAUGUAUCAUCUAAUAUUAUGUGUAUACUCUAGACAUACUAUUAGAUAAUACCUUGGCAUCAUGCAUUCAUUUGAAAAUGCUUAAUUUACCAUGAAAUGAUUAACAAUAAAAAUGGGAUCUCUUAAUACAAAUCUCAAAGUAAUAAAACACCCCCAGUUGCAUUUUAAAGUUUAAGGGAAAUUAUGUGCUAACAUGAAAGAAGUCUUGGAUUCUAUUCCAACAGAUUUAAUUUCCAAGAUUUUUAAUAAAGUUAUUCCUAUUGAUUCCAAAUAAUACUGUCAUAAACAAAAUAAAACAUCAUUUUUAAGGUUGUCAAAACACAAAAGAACAUAGAAAAGCACAUUUCUGACAAAUAAUAUUUAUUUUGUUUGUCCAGUUUAGUAAUGCCAUAAGAUUACAAAUAAACUUGAUUUGUAUAUUUUAAAUAAAUAAUCACAAAAUUAUUUUGUUAUUUUUUAAAUUGCACAAGAGUUUAAACUACCUUAAUAAAAUCUACUUUCUUUCAGGGUAAAUGCCUUUUCUGGAAAUAAAUACAUAACUUGACUACAUUUUUGUUACUUUUUUUUGGAUGCAUGCUUAAAAUAGAUUAAAUGAGCACAGUCCUUGAAAUUACAAUCAAAAUGGACCAAAUGAAAAUUCCCAUAGUAUUGACUUCCCCUUGAUGUAAUUUAAAAUGUGUGAACUGCCACUCGAAAUAGAAGUGCAAUACCUGACAUUUAACCAUUUGGCAGUCUUUUAGAUAUAGGUGAAUUAAUGCACUGUUGUUUGAACUGAAGCAUAAUACUAUAUAUGUAAUAAAUUUUGUAUGAUACAAAACUUUACAGCAAGCUAUUUGAAUGUUUAUUAAAAAAUUCUCAAAAUGACAUGGAAACAUGUUUACUGUAUAAAUAAAAGCACUUAUACAUUAA